Zingiber officinale is the source of this 2308-nucleotide messenger RNA. Its product is annotated as probable protein phosphatase 2C 4. Gene Ontology annotation, molecular function: protein serine/threonine phosphatase activity. Gene Ontology annotation, biological process: protein dephosphorylation. The transcript is spliced from 4 exons. The coding region runs from base 164 to 2092 and encodes 642 amino acids. The record is from RefSeq and is a predicted model, not a curated record. NCBI's taxonomy places the organism in Eukaryota, Viridiplantae, Streptophyta, Magnoliopsida, Zingiberales, Zingiberaceae.
GUCAACGCCGCACGAGAUCUGUUCCGAGAUUUCAAAGGCCAAAUUCGCUUUUAAGUCAACGACCUACUCUUCACAAUUCACCAUUCUUUUCUCAAGAACUCAACAAUUCUUCUUCCCUCCUGUCAUCUCGCUCAAUCUGACUCUUGGCUCGUAGCCUGGUUUGAUGGGAAACAGGCUCGCUAGGCUAGCAAUCUGCUGCUCCGGCGGCGGCGGCCCACCCGCCGGCCGCCGCCACAAGGGUGCCACCGUCACUUGGGAUCCGUGCGACGAGGGGCUCGGCCACUCCUUCUGUUACGUGCGUCCCGACGCCGUCCCAGGCGGCUCUGGCCCCUGCUCUGUGGCGGGGGCGGCCGCCGCGGUCGCCUCCUCCAAGGUUUACAGCUCCGAGGAGACCACCAUGUUCCGGUCCAUCUCUGGCGCAGCGGUGAGCGCCAACGCCUCGACCCCACUCUCGACUGCCCUCCUCAGCGCUGCGCCCACCGCGGCGUCCGCCUUCGAGAGCUCCACCUCCUUCUCCUCCGUCGCGCUGCAGCCCGUUCCGCGUUUAUCUGGACCGCUCUCAGGCCCUCUUUCCGUUGCUGACCGCGGGUUUAUGUCUGGUCCAAUCGAGAGGGGAUUCUUGUCCGGCCCCCUCGAUCCCCGCUUCGCCGUCUUCUCCGGUCCCAUAGAGAAGCCUUUCCCCGUCUCCAGUGACCUCCGGCGUAGCGUCUCCCAUAGCCUCUCGAGGCCCUCCCGCCACGCUGCCGCGGCGCGCUCCCUCUUGCGCGAGCUCACCAAGGUGAUCUCCAAAACCAUCUCCAGCCCGGCACAUGGCCAGGGAUUCCUCGUCGCGGCCGUCAAGGGGCGCAAAGAUUCCACUUUGCUGGGCGGCGGAUCGAAGAGUACAACCCUCGACACGGCAGCGCAGUGGUCCGACACGCCUGAUUCUGUCGACGGCAACAUCCAAUGGGCGCAGGGGAAGGCAGGGGAGGAUCGCGUACACGUGGUCGUAUCGGAGGAGCACGGAUGGGUCUUCGUGGGCAUCUACGACGGCUUCAACGGCCCCGACGCCACCGAUUUCCUGCUCUCCAACCUCUACGCCACCAUCCACCGCGAGCUCAAGGGAUUGCUCUGGGACGAAAAAGGCGAAACCUUUCCCAGCGAGGAGCCUCUUAUCGACCAAAUCCCGCUUCCUCUCCCCGCCGGUUCAUCAAAUUCCACAUCCACAGUACAGAACGCCGCCGACCAGAGCCGCCGCCGAUGUAAGCGCGAGUUCGAUGUGGACUGCUCCGAUCUCGAACGGAGGCCGAAAGAACAACUGUACUCAGCGAACCACUCUCAAGUGCUGGAGGCGCUCCGCCGGGCACUGGAGAAAACAGAGGAUUCCUUCUUGGGCAUCGCCGACAAGAUGGUGGCCGACAACCCCGAACUGGCGCUCAUGGGCUCAUGCGUCCUUGUCAUGCUCAUGAAGGACGACAAUGUCUACCUCAUGAACGUCGGAGACAGCCGCGCUGUCUUGGCGCACAAGACAUGGCACGAGCACGGGAGGAUUAAUGAACUCCACAAGAAUUCGACUGCCUUGCAGCUUACUUCCGAUCAUAGCACCUCGAUCGAAGAGGAGGUUCAAAGAAUUAGGAAAGAGCACCCUGAUGAUGCUUCUGCGAUCUCUAACGGUCGGGUGAAGCGAACGUUGAAGGUAACGAGAGCCUUCGGAGCAGGUUUUCUGAAGCAACCAAAAUGGAACAAUGCUCUUUUAGAAAUGUUCAGAAUCGAAUAUGUCGGUAACUCACCCUACAUAACCUGCAACCCCUUCCUCCACCACCACAAGCUCAGCCCAAAAGAUAGAUUUUUGAUACUCUCCUCCGACGGGCUUUACCAAUACUUCACCAAUGAAGACGCUGUGGCUCAAGUCGAAACGUUCAUUGCCACAACUCCCGGAGGCGAUCCUGCCCAACACCUUGUUGAAGAAGCCCUCUUUCGUGCAGCUAAGAAAGCUGGCAUGAACUUUCAUGAAUUGUUUGAGAUCGAGCAAGGCGAUAGACGUCGGUACCACGAUGAUAUCUCCAUCAUUAUCAUCUCCUUGGAAGGGCAAAUUUGGCGAUCGUGCAUGUAAAUAGUAGGAAAAGGGUAGAAGAAGUGAAGAGAGGUUUACACAAAAAGAAGAGGGAAAUAAGUAGAAUUUAGUUUUACGGAGGCUCAUUGAUCCAUCUACGACGAGGAACUUUGGCAUCUCCAAAUGCUUGUUAAUAAUACAGUUAAAAGAUUCUUUAGUGUACUUAAUGUGAAAAUAUUGAUUAAAAAUAAAAUAAUGUGAAAAUAUGCGAGGACA